Messenger RNA from Electrophorus electricus (electric eel), 3396 nucleotides. RefSeq names its product solute carrier family 7 member 14b (gene slc7a14b). Gene Ontology annotation, cellular component: plasma membrane. Gene Ontology annotation, biological process: amino acid transport; transmembrane transport. NCBI's taxonomy places the organism in Eukaryota, Metazoa, Chordata, Actinopteri, Gymnotiformes, Gymnotidae. Gene Ontology annotation, molecular function: amino acid transmembrane transporter activity. The record is from RefSeq and is a predicted model, not a curated record.
GUAUUUUCUGUGCCUGGACGAUUUCCUCUAGAGAUGGCUCAAACAAGCGCGGUCUGUUGAUCUGUAGGUCCACCACGGCAUCUCAGCACAGGCCCUGGUUUUGAGCAGCACCAUGCUGUCACACAUGCUGGUGGGUCCUCUCUAAGAGACCAGCAACAGCGAGAGAGGGAGAGAGAGAGAGAAACGGGAAAACGAGAGGUGAGGCACCAACACUUACGAGCACAGGAGCAAGAGGCUUCUGGAACGCAAGGUCACGAGGCACUAAGACGGAGCGCAUUCAUCACUGGGCCACUAAGUCAACCUGCGCAUCCUAAUCAUCCAAGAUGAACUCCUUUUUAUCGAAGCUGGACCCCAGGCGCAUUGAGUGGGACAUGUCCUGGUAUGGGUUCCACUCCCGUGUGCUGCGCACCAAACCAAUGGAGUCCAUGUUGGAGGGCUCUGUUGACAUGCAUGGGACCAGGCUGGCGCAGGUGCUCACUACUGUGGACCUCGUCUCUCUCGGCGUGGGCAGCUGCGUGGGCACUGGGAUGUAUGUGGUCGCUGGGCUUGUGGCCAAGGAGAUGGCGGGGCCCGGAGUGAUCAUGUCCUUCAUCAUUGCGGCCAUGGCAUCGAUCCUGUCAGGAGUGUGCUAUGCUGAAUUUGGGGUACGAGUGCCAAAGACCACUGGCUCAGCCUACACCUACAGCUACGUCACAGUGGGGGAGUUUGUGGCAUUCUUCAUUGGGUGGAACCUCAUCCUGGAAUACCUGAUAGGUACAGCAGCAGGGGCCAGUGCUCUUAGUAGCAUGUUCGACUCCCUGGCCAACCACACCAUCAGCCAAUUCAUGAUCAAUCAUCUGGGCACUCUUAAUGGUUUGGGUAAAGGAGAAGAGUCUUAUCCUGACCUGCUGGCUCUACUCAUUGCUGUGGUAGUAACGGUGAUUAUAGCAUUAGGCGUGAAGAACUCUGUGAGCUUCAACAAUGUACUAAACAUCAUCAACUUGGUCGUCUGGGUGUUCAUGGUGAUUGUGGGCCUCUUCUUCCUCUCCGGAUCCAACUGGGACGAUGGCAGGUUCCUGCCCUACGGCUGGUCAGGGGUGAUGCAAGGAGCAGCCACUUGCUUCUAUGCCUUCAUCGGGUUCGAUAUAAUUGCUACUACGGGCGAGGAGGCCAAAAGUCCGAACACUUCCAUCCCCUACGCCAUCACCGCCUCCCUGGUCACCUGCCUCACAGCAUAUGUCUCUGUGAGUGUGAUCCUCACCCUCAUGGUACCCUAUAAUCAGAUCGACGAGGAUGCUCCGCUGAUGGAGAUGUUUGCUGCGCAUGGCUUUCUGGCUGGGAAGUACAUAGUGUCUGUGGGUGCCAUCGCAGGUCUCACUGUCAGUCUGCUGGGCUCUCUUUUCCCUAUGCCCAGAGUCAUCUACGCCAUGUCAGGCGAUGGCCUGCUUUUUAGGUUCCUGUCUCACGUCAGUCCACACACGGAGACUCCCAUGGUGGCAUGUAUCGUGUCUGGCUCCAUGGCUGCUCUGCUGGCCCUCCUGGUCAGCCUGAGGGACCUGAUUGAGAUGAUGUCCAUCGGCACACUGUUGGCCUACACGCUGGUGUCCGUGUGUGUGCUCCUGCUGCGCUACCAGCCCGAGAGAGAUGGCUUCACCACCAUCCUCCCGGAGGAGGCCGAGGCCUGGAAGAGCAGUGAGGUUGACAUCAGCUCGCCCACCAGCGAUGGAGGCGAAUAUGGCAACACCUGCGGAGCCAAGAACCUCCCCUCCAAGGGAUAUGAUGAGCGGCUGAUCACAUCUGACUCCGGUGGCUACCAGUCUGACAGCUCGGUCUACAGCGAGAAGGGCAUGGAGUUCGAUGACAAGGCAGAGGGCAUGCUGACCUGCCUGCUGAAGCGUGUGCUGGGGGCCAACUACUACACUUUGAGGAUACGUCUGGGCCUGCCUGAUUUGAGUGCCCAGCCCACGCCUGCUACGGGACGUACUGUCACCUCCUGUGUCUUCCUGCUGUUCUUCCUGUCCUUCCUACUCUGGACCCUCGUCAUAUAUGGCCUGGACGAGACCUCAGGGGCGGCGCUCUGGGUCCUGGAGCCACUUGUGAUGUCCAUUGUAGGCUUCAUUGCUUCCUUGAUUAUCAUUAUUCUACGGCAGCCGGAGAGUCCUAGAAAACUGCCAUACAUGGCGCCUUGCGUGCCCUUCGUGCCCGCAGCUGCCAUUCUGGUGAAUGUCUACUUGAUGCUCAAGCUGUCCAGCAUCACCUGGGUUCGCUUUGCCGUGUGGUGUUCUUUGGGUCUCAUGAUCUACUUCGGCUAUGGGAUGUGGAACAGCUCUCUGGAGCUGAGCGCCAGAGAAGAGGAGGCUCAUGCCAGCACCUACCAGAGGUACGAUGCCGAGGUUGACGACAGCUUCGCCGUUGAUGAAGAGUCCCACCCUAAGGAGAGCGCAGAGGAGGGCUACCAUGGCUGGGCAGCCGAGCAGAGGGGCUACCAGUACCAGAACCAGCAGCAGCAAUACCAGUAGUGAGCCAACAAACACAGAACACCUCCUGAUGGUUGCAGACCCCUGAGGCAGGGACAGGAGAAAAGGGCUUUGAGCAGCUGGCCAUUGAUGACAUGGGACCAACAAAUGAGGGAGGACUGCACAGACCAUUUGUGGAAAUGGCAAUUAGUAUUGGUUUGACAGCUGUUUCCACCUGACCAUAUUUUGUUAAACAUGACUAUAGUUGAGUAGUUUUUGUUUGUUUUUUUCAAAGCUUCUUUUUUUAUUUGCUUGACAUUGUACAGUAAUGUGCAAUUAUUAUAUAACUAUGUUUAUGAUGAUGGUAUCUGCAUUUUCAGAUCGAAAUUAAAGGCAGAUAUGCAUGGGAGGUCUGGAAAGGUAGUUCAGUUUGGCUCAGUCAGGAGAUGAAGCUGCCCACCCAUCUGCUUUGAAUAACGCUUCAAUAGUGCCUUCUCAUUUCCCAAUUACUCUAAUGACGCUUUCAAAAAAGAGAACAUGUCUCUGUGUCUGCUUGGUGUGUACUACAACUUGAAAUUCCCCAAAAUUAUGUUUGUCAGAGCCCACUUGGAACAAAAAAACACAAUGCAUGAUUUUGUUUUUCCUUAUUUUAUAUGAAAAGAAAAAGCAAUGCAAGUUUAUCUUUUCUAAAGAUGCCUGUACUUCAUAACAACAUUCAUGCGGCUGUCUUGUUUUAAGAGGUCAGUGUACAGAAAUAUGACUGGCAUGGCUGAACAAAUAAUACAAAACCUUUUCAAAAUAUUCCACAACAUUAAUAUCAUGUUAUUUAUAUUGUGGUUUGCAGAAUAUUUUACUGCUGUGGUUCCCUCCCCCAGCUGUUCGAAUCUGUAUGUCUUUGUUCCUGUUUUAGAUUCAGCUAUGCGUAUAACUUUUGUCUCAAAAUAAAAAGUGUGUAAAUAUA